This is a messenger RNA of Paecilomyces variotii, 2080 nucleotides long. RefSeq names its product SGT1 and CS domain protein. The record is from RefSeq and is a predicted model, not a curated record. The transcript is spliced from 2 exons. Gene Ontology annotation, molecular function: protein-folding chaperone binding. Bases 315 to 1781 code for a protein of 488 amino acids. Lineage: Eukaryota; Fungi; Ascomycota; Eurotiomycetes; Eurotiales; Thermoascaceae. Gene Ontology annotation, biological process: protein stabilization.
UACCGUUGGUUAAUCCAAUCACGUGCAGAGCUUGGAGCUUCCCCGCAAGCUCCGAGCUCCGAAGAAAGCGGUAGAACAGAGCUCCAGACUGCGGACGAUUCUCUUUGUUUUCACAAAAACAUGAAUUCUGGAAGCCUCCAAGCUCUGAGAAAUAUCUCCUAACUUUUCUGUUGUCUCUUAUUACGCUAGGUUUGUCUCUCUUCCUCGGACUACUGUCUGGCUCAACAGUGCCAGAAGAUACACAGACCCCUCAUCAGCAGAAUCACCGCCGCGUCUGUGAUAGUGAUAGUCGCGUGAGACACGAACCGUGAGAUAUGAAUUUCGCAGGGAAGGGCGAUGACGCCCUAGCGAAAUCUGACUGGGCUUCUGCUAUACAGAACUUCACUCGCGCCCUCCUCGAACUACCCCGCGCUCCGACCUAUUACAUCAAACGAUCCACUGCUUACUCGCGUCUCAAGCCUGCGGAUGGAGGUCCAAAGUACGAGGCUGCUCUUGGAGAUGCUGACAUUGCUCUUGUGCUUGCUCGUGAGCGUGGAAAGCGUGAACUGAUCCUGUCUGCCCAGAUGAGGCGUGCUGUUGCGCUGUACCAGCUUGAGAGGUACGGCGAUGCAGCAUAUAUUUUUGGUCUCGUUCAGGACAAGAUCAAUGCGAGCAAGCCGCCACCAAGCAAGGAGAAUGAUGUGAAGGAGGCUAUGGCUCAAGGUGGUCCGGGACGUUCUUCGAAGAACUCAUUUGAGCAGGAGUUGCCGAUCUGGACGAUGAAGGUCAAUGGCAAGCUGAAGAGCUUGGCGGAGGGGGAUGAGAAGAGGGCCGUUACAGUCAAGGAAUAUCCUGAAAAUGUGCACAUCCCUACUGCUGAGGAGAUCAAAAAGAGCUUGGAGGGAAUCGGUGAGGGGACGUCGAAGAGUGCAGUGGAUGACAAGAAGGCAGCCGCAGGAAAAGAGAGAGCUGAAACUCCUGUCGGAGCGGACCGUACCAAAGAGACCCUCCUUGAUCCUGUUCCUGGAUCCUCUGCUCCUUUCACUGCAGGACCGGCUGCUCCAAGCCCUGCUGCGUCGACACCCAUUGUGCCCCAAAGCAAGGUCCGCCAUGAAUGGUAUCAGAGCAACGAUUCCGUGGUCCUCACACUGUACGUGAAGGGUGUGCCGAAAGAUAAAGUGGAGGUCGAGUUUAAGGAUGAUUCGAUAUCUAUCGAAUUCCCACAGCCAUCUGGCGCCCAGUUUACCUUCUCCCUCGACCCUCUCUUCGCGGCGAUUGACCCUUCUGCCUCUAAAUACACUGUCAUGUCCACCAAGAUCGAAGUCGUCCUGCGCAAGAAAGUCGCUGGUCAGAAAUGGAGCGUCCUCGAGGCCACCUCCACUGAGAAGCUCGCUGAUCGCUCCUCUAUCGCAUCUGCCGCACCCAGUACCUCGACCACUGCUUCUAGCUCUACCGCCCAGGGUCCCGCAUACCCGACCUCCUCCCGUCACGGCGUUAAGGACUGGGACAAACUAGCUACCGAUCUCACUUCCAAGAAGAAAGAAAAGUCCAAGGACAAGGAUAACGGCAAAGGCAAAGCCAAAGACGACGCCACUGGCGAUUCUGACGCGGAGUCCAUCGAUUCCGACUACGGUUCCGGCGACCCUGUCGAUGGUUUCUUCAAGAAGCUAUACGCGAACGCGGACCCCGACACCCGUCGUGCGAUGGUGAAGAGCUAUUACGAGAGCCAGGGCACCGCGCUCAGCACGAACUGGUCUGAGGUCGGCAAGGGGAAAGUCGAGCCCAAGCCUCCUACUGAUUAAAUUACAUCAAAUCCAACAACCAACGGAAGUUUGCUUUUUCUUCGAGAUAUCAUGACGUGCCAUGAGACAGCGAGACGAGACGAGAAAAGAUAAUGAGAUGACCUGAAAAGCGAAAUUCCCCACUUUGCAUGCACAUGGAGUAAUGGUAAUGGAGGCUGCUGGUUCUUGCUAUGUCAAGACUAUUUCUUUUUCUUAGCAGCAGCGGGGUUAUUGUGACACGCGUUACUUAUCAGGAAGCUGGCCUAUGGUGCAGAUCCUAAUAUGGAAGUGAGCGUGUUUGAUAUUCGACUUCAAUUUCU